GAGACUAGUAGUGGAUCACUGUGAAACAUUGUGCAAGAGCCUAGAUUUAUGAUUUCAUUGUUUUUGACGAAAGUUUAUGAACCACUUGACAUUAUUAUUUUACAAGGGACUAAAUUAAAGGUCACAUGCUCUAUCUGUCUCCUAUGAGUAAUUUUCGAUGUCAUGUGAUCUAGCAAUGUCAACUUUUCAACAGGAGACGUCGCACCUGUCAGACGAGUACCACCACCAGUACAAUAACAUGUCACAAGCCGAGAGUUCGGGCGAGAGUAACCUUCAGCAUCCCGAUGGAAACAGUAGGAGAAAGGUCUCUCACGAAAUGCAGAAGCCCGGGCCCGAGCCGCCCGCGGCGGCGGCCGCGCCCCCUCCACUGCGACCUUUAGUGAAAGUACUGGCAUGCUUUGCAGCCAUUGGAGGCUUUCUUUUUGGAUAUGACACAGGGGUUGUGUCAGGAGCUAUGAUUCUUUUGAAAAAAGAAUUUGGUUUAAACACAAUAUGGCAAGAAAUGAUCGUGAGUGUGACAAUUGGAGCUGCUGCAUUAUCUGCUCUCUUUGGAGGAAUAUUUAAUGAAAAAUUAGGCAGACGAAAAGUGAUUUUGAUUGCCAGUACUGUCUUCACUGCCGGAGCACUUAUGAUGGGACUUACACCAAAUAAGGAGCUGCUGCUUGCUGGCAGGCUUGUCGUUGGUAUUGGUGUAGGUCUGGCAUCAAUGACAGUUCCAAUGUACAUUGCUGAAGUAGCCCCAGUCCACGCAAGAGGGAGAUUGGUUACCCUUAAUAAUCUCUUCAUCACCGGAGGUCAGUUUGUAGCUUCUGUGGUAGAUGGAGCUUUCUCUUACUGGCCAUGGGGAUGGAGGGCAAUGUUAGGUUUGGCUGGAGUACCAUCUGCGAUUCAAUUAAUCGGUUUCAUCUUUCUUCCUGAGUCUCCUCGUUGGUUGAUUGAUCAUGGGCAGCUUGAAAAGGCUAAGAAGGUACUUAUCAGGACAAGUGGCGUGGAACAUUGGGAAUAUCAGUAUCAGCAAAUAGUCCAAGAUGCAGAGAAUACAAAAAGAGAUUAUGGGGAUGGUUCAAUCUUUGUAAGGAUUUUCAGGACACCUCCUGUGCUGAGAGCCCUUUUUGUAGGGUGUGGUCUUCAAAUGUUCCAGCAGCUAGCCGGUAUCAAUACCAUUAUGUAUUACAGUGCAACGAUAAUCCGAAUGUCUGGGGUGAAGGAUGAUUCCACAGUCAUUUGGCUGUCAGCAGUAGUAGCAUUUGUCAACUUCAUUUUCACUCUGGCUGGUGUGUACCUCGUUGAAAAGGUUGGGAGGAGAGUUCUCACUCUCAGUAGCUUUACAGGUGUUGCAGUAUCGGUUCUUUUUCUUGCUGUGGCUUUCCUUCUGAUUGCUGAGAGUUCUCCAGACAUUGAUGUCCAUUCCACUGAUAAAUGCUCUAUCUACAGCACCUGUGAUGCUUGUAUUCUCACAGACGACUGUGGAUUCUGCUUCCAGACCUUGAAUAAGACAAUCUACAAUGGGACUUGUUUGGUUGCCGAUAUACUCCAUGGAAACCAAUCAUUGAAUGGUCCUUGUUCUCAGACUCAUCUCUUAAAGCAUGAGAGUGAGUGGGCAUAUGAUUACUGCCCGUCACCGUAUGCAUUUCUGUCGUUCAUCGGACUCAUACUUUACCUCAUUUUUUUUGCGCCAGGUAUGGGUCCAAUGCCAUGGACCAUCAACUCAGAGAUCUACCCUCAGUGGGCCCGGAGUACUGGCAACGCUGUAGCUUCCACCGUCAAUUGGUCUUUCAACCUCCUUAUUGCAAUGACAUUCCUUAGCCUUACAGAGCUCAUUACUCGACAAGGUGCCUUCUUUUUGUACUUUGGAAUCUGUGUGGUCGGUAUCAUCUUCAUCGCCCUCUUCCUACCAGAGACAAAAGGCACACGUCUUGAAGACAUACAGGAGCUGUUUGAGAAACCACUCUGCUGUGGGCCAUCCAGUCUGCGUAAAGCUAACAUCACUGAUGCUCAUGAAUCAGAAUCGUCCAGGCCUUUACUCAGCAGUGAUGUGGAAUACAAGUGAAGAAGUUGACCAUCAUCAUGUCAGCAAUAUAUUUUCAGGGAUUUUGAUGAAUGUCACGUUAGCUUUUGUGAGAUCUCGAGAUGAAACUAAAAAUCAAAAUUGUAAUUAUGGUUUUAAUUCAAAGCUUUCCAGCAGUACAUGCACCAUAAACAAUUGGGUACCAAGAAAAUUAAUUGUUUGAGGUUUUCUAUUUUUAUUUCCAAAAUCACCUCUAAAAAACUGCCUUCUAUUAUAUCUGGUGAGUGGGUUACUUUUAUAUUUUACUCUCAUUAUUAUUGUUAGAAAAUAUAUAAUUGUUGGAAUAUAUUUGUGAUUGAG
Molecule: messenger RNA, 2368 nt
Organism: Strongylocentrotus purpuratus (purple sea urchin)
Lineage: Eukaryota; Metazoa; Echinodermata; Echinoidea; Camarodonta; Strongylocentrotidae
Product: proton myo-inositol cotransporter-like
Exons: 10
Coding region: 158-2050 (630 amino acids)
Biological process (GO): transmembrane transport
Cellular component (GO): membrane
Molecular function (GO): myo-inositol:proton symporter activity
Source: RefSeq, a predicted model, not a curated record